Molecule: messenger RNA, 2954 nt
Organism: Haliotis rufescens (red abalone)
Lineage: Eukaryota; Metazoa; Mollusca; Gastropoda; Lepetellida; Haliotidae
Exons: 3
Coding region: 81-1094 (337 amino acids)
Source: RefSeq, a predicted model, not a curated record
CCGUUAUACACUGAGUGGACUUACCCAAGCUGCUUCUGCCGAGUCCCUUCAGUGCUUGAUUGUAACACAAAAGACUGAAGAUGGUGAACAAGACUACUCUCCUCCAAGCCUUCGCCAUUCUGGUGCUUCCGGUGUUUUUGGUGACAGUGAUCUUCAACAUCCUCGCCGGUCUCCCAGACACAGGUGCUUUCGUGUUUCUGACCACAACUACCGCAAUCUCUGACCGGUUCAUCUCACAAAUAACACCCGUCGGCUUUACAUUCAUCAUCUGGGGCCUGAUAUACGUCUGGCAGCUCGUGUGGAUCAUCUACGAGCUGACCCUUCUCUGCCGGAAGUCGGCCUCGGGGGAACCCCUCUAUCUAAAACCGAUCCUCCUGCCGACAGCAUUCUUCGGCAUCUACAUCCUCAGCCUCGUCCUCAAUGUGUUCUGGUUGUUCAUGUUCGACCGAGAGUUAAUAGGACUGGCAUUCGUGGCUCUUGCUGGCAUCUCAGUCACUCUCUACAUCUGCCUCGGCCUGUCCUACCUAGCUAUGUACAAGAACAGGUUCAUCCUGUCCAAUCAAAGUCGGAGGGUAGAUAUUGUCCUCAUCUCUAUAUUUGUCCACAAUGGUCUGGCCCUGUACGCCGCAUGGACAACUGUGGCCACCAUCAUCAACAUGGCCAUCGUCAUCACCUACCAGUCUCUGCCCCCAAUUGACCCGGGUACUGCCUCAACCAUUGCUCUCGGCUUCCUGGCAGCUGUCAUCAUCAUCUACGUGGCCGUCGACCUCUCCGUAUUUGACAAGUAUACCCGCUACACCUUCACGCCCUAUCCUGUCGUCAUCUGGGCGUUUGUGGGCAUCAUUGCGAGAGGCUAUAAUUUGCUUGACGUUAAUACUAUCUUUGUCCUUGUCCUGUUGGCACUGACUGUGGUGGCUUUCCUUGUGAAGAUCGCAUUAGCCAUCUACAGAGCAAUGACACAGCCGCUGUUUCCUCCUCCUGGGUCCGGGCCCGAUGAGACCAAGGUAGAAGAGGUGACUCCGGAGGAAGACAUGGAGAAGGCGACCACCACUGUGGAGCCCUCGGUCACAGCGAAUGAGGUUGAACAUGGGUAGAGUGAACAUGGAACUGAUGACUUGAAACCAGUUUUAGGGAUUAUCAAUGACAAUUUCUGCUAACUUGACUUCGGCAACAUCCAAGUCUCACGAUUCAGAUGACUAAAUUAGUCCCAAGACCAGUCGUGUCGGGUGGUGGUAUAUAUUCGUUUCUUAGUGCAGGUGCCCUUUGAUAUAACUAUGAGAUAAGACACUUGAUCAAGUGAACACGACGUUCUUUUUGACAGGGUUGCUAUCAUGAGUGGUGAUAGCUCACUUGAAUGAUCCUCAAAUUUAGAUCUACGCUUUUUCUUUAAUAUGUCUCUGCAUAUAGAUAUUUUAAUGUUGAUUAUAUUGUUAUAUUUGCCACCAUCUUGAAAGACAUUUUCACUCACUUGCAAUUAUUAAAUAUAAUUAUCGUAAUAUAUAAUAACUAUGAAUGCCAUUAAAAACAUAUAGUUCGGUAUUUUCAGACAGUAUUAAUAGACUGUCCAAGCCUAAUAUUUAAGGAAAAAUAGAGUUGUAUUAUUUACUUCUUGAUUUUUAACAUUAUUUGUGUCCCUUAAUGUAUUCAUUCCGGUCGAGAUUCAGGGAAGAAUUAGUCCCCUCUCUCCCGUGCGUGUCAUAGGAGGAGACCGCAACUGCAAGAGAGGAUCAGUUGGUCAGUUUCGGUGGCUGUUCAGAGCGUGUCGUCGUACGACCACAAGUCGUUGCUGAUGUAUUCAGUCACUCACUUAUCAUAAGAGACCCCCGAAAAAUAGCUAUGACAUUGCUGAUUGCGGCGAAAAACAACGGUCAUACACUUAUGUAUAUGUGAGCUUUUGUGUAUUUAGAUAUGAAUGUCCUUUGUAGCCUUGAGCAUAGAGCAGGGAUUGCCGAGUGAUCGAGGGUGACAUAUUCCUUGUGCCGAGUUGCCUCCUUGGCUCGCUGACCGCUCUUCAGAAUCCAACAUCAGUGAUUUUGCAGCUGAAUAUCAAACGUCACCAGAGACGUAAACGUCUAUGAUCUGCGUUCCUUGAGUUUCGAUCUCAUAACGGUGAGAUGUGGGGAUAUAUUCUUUUCAAUCUCACUGAAUAUUAACCUGACACUUCCCCGGCCGCGUCAUACCAAAAUACAUUAAAAUAUAGUACUUGUUGUUACCCUGCCUGGCGAAUUAAAGGGCUAAAACAAGGACUGGUCGGUCGGAGUCAGUAUACUGCGUCUGAGUGGUGUUUCAUGUUUAACUGCAGCAUGGUGUCUCAGUGGGUUAGCACUUUCAAAUCGACAUACUUCCUGACUAGCGCAGGCAUAUACACACACACAGGCACACGUCGCUAUAUAUGUGCAAUAAUAUCGGACGCAACGUUAAACGUUAAUUAGGAAAAGACUCAGAAUAUAAAGAGUAAAGAUUUUAGUCAAAUAUGUUAAAAUUAUAUAUACAGAUUCGAACAUCCUAACUGUUAACAGAUAAAUAUAAAUACCCUUCUAUUACAAAAACAAUACAAUUACAAUAUGUAAAAAAUAUGAGAAAUAAAUCAAACUAGAAAAUCAGUUCUUGAUCAUGAGUUGAACACCUGGCAGAUAGUCACACUUCAAAUCAUUAAAUACAUAUUUCGCACAUCUUAAUAUGUACCAUGUAUAUGUUAUUGUGUUGUCAGGCUUGUUCUGAGAACAGAACAUGCUUCAAAGAAGGGCGAUAACUCGUGUUGUUGAGAUUGUAUCUAACACGUUACUGGCAAAUCGUUUCUUGUGAACAAAGUGUUAAACAAACUGGGAAUAUAAUAUAAAUGCGACUUUGUCUCCUGGUACUCAAAUAGAGCUUUUCGCAGGUAUGAAAGAAACACUGCCAGUGUUGACUAGCUGGUUCUUUCAGCAAUUUACUGGCAUUUAAUAAAUCGUCUC